AAUUAUUUAUAUCAAAUUUUCCUAAAAUAAAAAAAUACAAAGAGAGUAUUAUGAAACUAUUAAGUUUAAAAUUCCUAACAUUUAAAACAAAGCGGAAGAAGUAUGAGACGAGAUGUGUAAUAUAAUAACAAUAACUCGAAACAAAAAAAAAAAGUAAUAAUAUAAUAAUCAUAGUCCUAUAUAUAUGAAUCUGAGUAAAGAAAAAGGGGGCGGCACACAACUGAAAAAAUUGUGCACCAAAGUUGAAGAGAGAGAAGAAAUGGAAGAGGGGUUAUUAUCAAAGGAGGAAAAAACCCAGGAAAGAAUAAUAAUACUCCUAAGAUGGAAAGAUAUUGGAGAAGAGAUUAAGAGAGUGAGUUGGUUAGCAGGUCCAAUGGUUGCGGUUGUUCUAUCUCAAUAUUUUUUACAAGUCAUUUCUAUGAUAAUGGUUGGUCAUCUUGGCGAGCUUUCUCUCGCUAGUACCGCCAUCGCCGUUUCGCUUUGCGGUGUCACCGGCUUCAGCCUUCUGCUAGGGAUGGCAAGCGCGUUAGAGACCAUUAGUGGGCAAGCUUACGGAGCACAACAGUACAAGAAACUGGGAACGCAAACAUACACCGCCAUUUUUUCUCUUACGUUAGUGUGCAUCCCCCUCUCUGCCCUAUGGAUUUACAUGGGAGAAGUCCUCAUUUUUGUUGGUCAAGACCCUUCAAUAUCGCGUGAAGCUGGUAAAUUCUCAACAUACCUUUUGCCUGCCCUCUUUGCUUAUGCAGUUCUUCAACCUCUUGUCCGGUUUUUCCAAUCCCAAAGUUUGAUCAUGCCAAUGGUUGCAAGCUCCUGUGCCACUUCGUGUCUCCACAUACCCCUUUGUUGGGCUUUUGUAUUCAAGUCUGGACUGGGAAACCUUGGUGGUGCUAUUGCUAUGGGUAUAUCAAAUUGGUUGAAUGUGAUUUUUCUGGUGUUGUACAUGAAGUUCUCUUCUUCGUGUGCUGCUACUCGUUCUCCACUCUCUAUGGAAAUAUUCCAUGGAAUUGGGGAGUUCUUCCGUUUAGCUAUUCCUUCUGCUAUAAUGAUUUGUUUAGAAUGGUGGUCAUUUGAGUUGCUGAUUUUACUAUCAGGCCUUCUACCAAAGCCAGAACUUGAGACUUCUGUUCUUUCCGUGUGCUUGACAACUAUUUCAACACUCUAUGCAAUACCUUAUGGAGUAGGAGCUGCUGCAAGCACCAGAGUCUCGAAUGAACUUGGGGCUGGAAACCCACAGAGGGCUCGAAUAGCUGCCUGUGGAGUUUUGGUGAUUGCUGUAGCAAAUGGUGUCUUUGUUAGCUCAGUCCUUUUCGCUACACGGAAAGUAUUUGGCUACACUUUCAGCAAUGAAAAGGAAGUUGUAGAUUAUGUCACCACAAUGGCACCUUGGAUUUGUAUUAGUGUUAUAAUAGACAGCCUACAAGGUGUUCUUUCAGGUGUUGCUCGGGGAUGUGGCUGGCAACAUAUAGGGGCUUUUGUGAAUCUUGCUGCUUUCUAUCUUUUCGGAAUUCCAGUUGCUGCAAUGUUAGGCUUCUGGUUUCACAUGAGAGGAAGAGGCCUCUGGAUUGGGAUUCUCUGUGGUGCUACUGCACAAACAAUUCUUUUAACUAUCAUAACAUGCUGUACUAACUGGGAAAAAGCGGCAAAUAAAGCAUGGCAAAGAAUUUCCAAAACGAGUUAUGGAUCAGAGUCAAGUAUAGAUGAGCAACGACUACUGAUUCACUAGUUUUCAUAUGAGCAUAUCCCGUCUCUUAAUAGCAAAAGUUCCAGACAAAUGGUGCAACUGUUGGAGUUUGUCGCAUACACGUACAUUACAAACAGCAAUACAAUAUUUGGCUGUGAGUAAUGGCACUUUACGCCACAAUUUUGUGCUAUCAUGAAAAGUAGAAGGAAAUGAUUAUACGAGUAUGUGCUAAAGUAAUGUAUGAGGAUCAGUUUUAGUGCUCAUAUCAGUAGAUUAAUGAAAAAUCUCAUUUAGCUUCUGUAUUGCUGGCUCUAACUUUCAAGUAUCUCUAUUGUCAAUAACUAGGGUGGACAAUAACCACUAGAGGUGUGGACAAUCCAGUCUAGAUCUAAAAUAACACGACCGAUUGAUUUAGGUCCGAUUUCCGGUCUAUGAUAUCCCUAGAUCUAGAUUUCAGGUUGGUUUCGAGUUAAACUUUAAAAUUGCCUUCAAUUAGUAAAGUAGGUGGUUUUUUUUUUUUUUUUGGGUAACAAAUGGAAUAUAUAUGAUCAAGCCCAACAUAUUCACGUGACAUUAUUUUCAUCUUUUUAAAAAAGGUAAAGUACGUUGUAGUAACCAAUAAGGUCUUGGCCUAAUGGUUGAGACUGAGGAUCUUUGUACGUCUUUAGUGUUUUUUUUUCACAAAGAGUACAUAAAGAAAGAAAAAGAAAAUAACAAAGAGUACCAACUAACUAUACUACAAACUAUGUUUUCAAAAAAAAAAAAAAAAAAAAAAAAAAAAAAAAAAAAAAAAAAAAA
Molecule: messenger RNA, 2482 nt
Organism: Chenopodium quinoa (quinoa)
Lineage: Eukaryota; Viridiplantae; Streptophyta; Magnoliopsida; Caryophyllales; Amaranthaceae
Product: protein DETOXIFICATION 12-like
Exons: 7
Coding region: 185-1726 (513 amino acids)
Biological process (GO): xenobiotic detoxification by transmembrane export across the plasma membrane
Cellular component (GO): membrane
Molecular function (GO): antiporter activity; xenobiotic transmembrane transporter activity
Source: RefSeq, a predicted model, not a curated record